UUGGGUGUGGGGCGGCUCCGGGGCCGGGGAUGGCGGCGGCCGCCGUUGCGGCGGCUCCGGGACCAGCGGGAGGAGCCCGGGGAGCGCCGUGAGAUGGGCCGGCUCCCAAGCCAGUGGGGAGGACACUGCUUCUUAUUACAGCUGCUCAGAAGCACCACUGGGAGCUCAGCAGAUGUGGGCGCCCCAGCCAGCAGCAGAGAGGGGUGCAGGGGAGCCACAAAGAAGCCCCUUCUGAUGCCCCAAGGAGCAAGCCGACCCCUUCCAGGCUCCAGGAACACCACAAAGCAAUAUGAAACCUGUUCAUGAGAGGAGUCAGGAAUGCCUUCCACCAAAGAAACGAGACCUCCCCGUGACCAGCGAGGAUAUGGGGAGAACUACCAGCUGCUCAACUAACCACACACCCUCCAGUGAUGCCUCUGAAUGGUCCCGAGGGGUGGUGGUGGCCGGGCAGAGCCAGGCAGGAGCUAGAGUCAGCCUGGGGGGUGAUGGAGCUGAGGCCAUCGCCGGUCUGACGGUGGACCAGUAUGGCAUGCUGUAUAAGGUGGCUGUGCCACCUGCCACCUUCUCCCCAACUGGCCUCCCGUCGGUGGUGAACAUGAGCCCCUUGCCCCCCACAUUUAAUGUAGCGUCUUCACUGAUUCAACAUCCAGGAAUCCACUAUCCCCCAAUCCACUAUGCUCAGCUCCCGUCCACCUCUCUGCAGUUUAUCGGGUCUCCUUAUAGCCUUCCCUAUGCUGUGCCACCUAAUUUCCUACCGAGUCCCCUCCUUUCUCCUUCUGCCAACCUUGCCACCUCUCACCUUCCACACUUUGUGCCAUAUGCCUCACUCCUGGCAGAAGGAGCCACUCCUCCCCCCCAGGCUUCAUCCCCGGCCCGUUCAUUCAACAAAGCCCCCUCUGCCACCUCCCCACCUGGGCAGUUGCCACAUCACUCGAGUACUCAGCCACUGGACCUCGCUCCAGGCCGGAUGCCCAUUUAUUAUCAGAUGUCCAGGCUACCUGCUGGGUACACCAUGCAUGAAACCCCUCCAGCAGGUGCCAGCCCAGUUCUUACCCCUCAGGAGGGCCAGUCUGCUCUGGAAGCAGCCGCUGCCAAUGGACAGAGACAACGAGAGCGAAAUUUAGUGAGACGGGAAAGCGAAGCCCUCGACUCCCCCAACAGCAAGGGUGAGGGCCAGGGACUGGUGCCAGUGGUAGAAUGUGUGGUGGAUGGACAGUUGUUUUCAGGUUCUCAGACUGCGCGGGUAGAGGUGGCGGUGCCAGCACACCGAGGGACCCCAGACACCGACCUCGAGGUCCAGCGGGUGGUUGGUGCUUUAGCUUCUCAGGACUAUCGUGUGGCGGCAGCUCAGAGGAAGGGUGAGCCCAGCCCCCUCAACCUGUCCCAUCAUAACCCCGACCAUCAGGGUGAGGGGCGAGGGUCAGCCAGGAACGCAGCAGAGAUGGCCGAGAAAAAUCAGGCCCGAGGGUUCUACCCUCAAUCCCAUCAGGAGCCCCUGAAACACAGACCUUUACCCAAAGCAAUGGUUGUAGCCAAUGGCAACCUGGUGCCCACUGGAACUGACCCAGGCCUGCUACCCAUGGGCUCGGAGAUCCUGGUGGCGUCAAGUUUGGACAUGCAGGCCAGAGCCGCCUUCCCAGACAAGGAGUCAACGCCACCCCCCUUUACCUCUUCCCACUUGCCCUCCCAUUUCAUGAAAGGCGCCAUCAUCCAGCUGGCUACAGGGGAGCUGAAGCGGGUGGAGGACCUCCAGACCCAGGAUUUUGUGCGCAGUGCCGAAGUGAGCGGGGGGCUGAAGAUUGACUCUAGCACAGUCGUGGACAUUCAGGAGAGCCAGUGGCCUGGAUUUGUCACGCUGCAUUUCGUGGUGGGUGAGCAGCAGAGCAAAGUGAGCAUCGAGGUGCCCCCCGAGCACCCCUUCUUUGUAUAUGGCCAGGGUUGGUCCUCCUGCAGCCCUGGGCGGACUGCACAGCUCUUCUCUCUGCCCUGCCAUCGGCUACAGGUGGGAGAUGUCUGCAUCUCUAUCAGUUUACAGAGCUUGAACAGUCACUCAGUUUCUCAGGCCAGCUGUGCUCCCCCAGGCCAGCUGGCUCCUCCCCGAGAAAGGCCUGAGAGGACAGUCUUGGGACCCCGAGAGCAAUGUGACAGUGAUGGGAAAAGCCAGCCGUUAGGCGAGGGCUCCCGAAUGGUAGAGCCCUUGCAGCCAGAGCCUGGUGCUCAGGCCUGCUGGCCAGCCCCGAGCUUCCAAAGAUACGGCAUGCAAGGGGAGGAGGCACGGGCUGCGCUGCUCCGUCCCUCUUUCAUUCCACAGGAGGUAAAGCUGUCCAUUGAAGGGCGUUCCAAUGCAGGAAAAUGAACCUCUCCCAGACCCGGACUGGGAUGCUACCCCAGAGCUGGGCCUCACCGUGAGCAAGCAGAGGAUUUGCACAUGCCGAGCAGGGGAUGGCUCUCUUGGCAGUGAGGUUAGUGGGGAAGAGAAGGCGUGAAGGCAGCCUCCCAAGGCAGGGUCUGUUGCCCAUUACCCCGUGGCAUCUUUUCAGAACAGCCCCAGAGGGUGCUGUGAUGGGGAGCAGCGGGCCCGGGCCAAGGAAGGAAGGGGGUGCACGCAGGAUAAGAAACAUUCCAAAUAUCAGGGCCUCCCUGUUCUUUCCUCCUCAUCCCUAGCUCCUGCAAGGAGAGAGUCAGGCUUUGGGAGCAGGUGCAGAGGGAGGGAGCAAAGAAAGAGCCAAAAAUGAUGAUCCACAGCUUAUAGUAGCAGUUCAGCUAUCUGAAGUUUGUUUGUUUUUUUUUUUUUCCUUCCUUUUUUGUGAUGGGAGGGCAGGAGGCCCCAUGCUUGGAAAUAAGAGGGUUCCCACCCAGAACUCUUCUUUUGAGAGCUGUGCACUUUAAAGGGUAGUUUUGUUACGGAUGUCUAAGGCUGGGUGUGCAGGGGACUCUGCUUCAUCCUCUGCUUCAGCCCUUUCCCAUCUCUCCCCAUCAUUCCUCCCACAAGGCUUCUAGCAUUAGGAGAGAGAAGCCGCUCCAGGGUUCAGAGUGAAGUACUGCCUUGGCGGGGACCCAGUCACGGGACUUUGGGAGAAAGACCUGAUGGCCAGACUGACCGGGCUCUAGGCAGGGCUUCUGGAAAGGUAGCUGACCUAACAAGGCUCCUCCUACUCAGCAUGCCAGACCCACUUUGAAACUGUACUGAAUCUCUAGUUGGUAAUGGUGACUUUUGAAAGAACCAGUGGACCCUUUUCCCUAGGCCCCUACACCCGGUCCUCUGUCUGUCUAUGUUGUGCCUAAGUGCCUGCACUGCCCCCACCCUUCUGCUGACCUAACCUGUCUGCAUGGUGUCUUGACCUGGGCCUAUUUGUAGCUGCACUGCCUUUCCCCUUCUGCAAAACUGGUUUUGCCCACUCUGACCAAGACCUCUAGUUUUUGGUGUGUAGGGGUCUCUCUGGUUUCCCUUUCAGUUCUAUUCUCUAUUUUUAAAAACUCAGAAUCAUGUCCUCUCCUCUUCUGCAGCUGAACCAGUUGGUGGAGAAACGAAUGGAACUAUGCCCCGGGGUGGGACCAGUACAGCUAGCUGGGCAGUGCCCAUCCUUGCGUUUUUACAGAGUCCCUCCCAUCUUACUCCACUCCUUCUCCCAGCAUUCAGGCUUCUCCAGGCUGUCACCUCCCAUAGCCAGCUCUAAGGUUUUGGGAUACUCUUUUUUUUUUUUUUAAUUUUGGCCACACCAUGUGGCAUGUGGGAUCUUAGUUCCCCGACCAGGGACUGAACCUGGGCCCUCAGCAGUGAGAGCGCAGAGUCCUAACCACUGGACCACCAGGGAAGUCCCUGGAAUAGUCUUGGUAAUGUUUCAAUACCUGAAAAGUCUCCUAGACUCCAUUUCACGGUGGCGUAUUCCUCUGCAAAGAGUAUUUUCAGUCUUAGUUGCAUUUGCCCCCUGUGUCUUAAACUCACUUUUUCUUCACGACUUUGAGCAUCACCUUGGACUGUGGGAUUCCAGUGGGUGUUGAGAAUUAGGCUUCUCCCAUCAGCUUUCAGGUGGGUGGGUGGGUUUUUUGUUUGUUUUUUCGGGGUCUUUAGACUCUUGAACAACUCAGGGUAUUGUCCACUCAGCUCUUUUAUGAGGCUUCUCCUGGGGUAUGACCCUGGCAUUUCCUUUCAAGACGGACUGGCCAAGGCCUAGCCUGUUGUCAGGAGUCCCAAACCUCUGAGGUCUGAUCUCUGCUCUGUCAGAGACUUUAGGCAAGUCUUGUGACCUCUCGCUUCUUCACUUCCUCCCCAGCUGCCAAAUGGGGAUGAAUAAUCUUACCUACCUCCUGGGGGGAGGGGGAGUUCUGAGAAUGGAGUCCUUCUUAGUGUUCAGGUGCUAAAGGUUGUUCUCCUGGGGGAACAAAGUGACUGAGACUGGCUUGUUCGCUGCAAGCCCUACACUCCACUGUUUCAUUCCUUGAGAGCAGUUACCUGGUCAGUCAGCUUUUGGAGGCCCGUCCAGAGGAAGCUGCUGACCUGACCACAAGUAAGUAAGUCUCCAGUUCACCUCAGAACCAAAUACCAACCGUGUCUGGUGAACACUCAACCUUGUACACAUUUGGGAUCAUGUCUUUUCCCUUCUCUGUCCCCUUUCUCUCUGAAUGCUGCUUUCUCUGGCUUGUUUCCCACAGUUGGGGGCCUGUGGGGCUGAGUCUCGAGGAAUCCUCUCAGAGGACGGCCCUCGGAGAAGGCCUUGUUUCCGGCUGUCCCAUGAGCAACUCAUUCCUAGUUUCUCAUGCACGGGUUUCUCAGAAACAUCCUUCCUCAUUAGGAAGGCUCAUCAACUGAAUAUAGCGACAGGCACACAGUGGACACUAAAGAAAUAUCCACCAAGGGUACCAACCGAGCUUCCUCCUUAGGGGAACAAACCUAUAUCUAACCAGAUACAGGCCAAGUAGUUUAAAUACAAGAAACCCUCACUGCCCAGCCUGGUAACUUCCCCUUAAUCCUGGAAAGAGAAAACCUUGUGCACCUUGGCAAGUUGGGCCCUGAACUUCCUGCUGCUGUUCCUCUUCUGUCUCUUGCCGGUGAAGCAGCACCGGCACCUCCUCUGACACUGUGCCCUGCAUGUGUGAUCUAUUAAUACAUGAUUUUGUUGGGCUGCAGAGGUGUCUUUUGUAAAGUAUAGUCUCCCAGGGAAAAAGCUCUGUGCUCUAAAUCUUGGUCAGAGCUGAGGCAUUCCCCUUACCUUUUCCCUCUGUUUCAGCCUUUUCUUCCAGGCAUGAGGAAUGAGAGUAACCUGUGGUGUGUCCAUUCUUCCUUUUAAAGAUUUCGUAAGUCUUUUAAGAGACCUAAGAGCAGUUUUGAGACAGCAUUUUGGUGGGAAGCUGUCAGCUUUUGGGGGAACGGGCAGUUAAAGAAGGCCAAUGUCAUGAGUAGGACAGUCCCAGAUCUUAGGGGUAGAAAGGAAGAUGGCUAACUCUGGCAUUAAACAAGAGAUGCUGGGGCUUCCCUGGUGGCGCAGUGGGUGAGAGUCCACCUGCCGAUGCAGGGGACACGGGUUCGUGCCCCAUGUGGGAAGAUCCCACAUGCCGCGGAGCGGCUGGGCACGUGAGCCAUGGCCGCUGAGCCCACGCAUCUGGAGCCUGUGCUCCGCAACGGGAGAGGCCACAACAGUGAGAGGCCCGCGUACCGCAAGAAAAAAAAACAAAAAAAACAAAAAAAAAAAAACCAAUGCCUAUACCAGUUGGGGAGUAGGGGAACCAGGUGAAGGAUGGUAAUACAUCCAAGUCUUGGAUCAUCAUUCCUAUCAAGAUUAGUGUACACAGAGGAGGGGGAGUGGCAUGGGGGAAGGGGAGACUGGGAGGUCAGAGCUGAGCACUUGUACCCAAGGGGGAGGGACCCCUGGACUGACCCUUCUACACUCUUGGUCCCAGUUGGUCAUAACACCAAGGGCUUUGGUCUGUGCUGCUUUGCCACUGCUGCUGUCUACUCACUGUCCUGCUUGCUGCCCUUUAUAGCUCUCUGUCUUUCUGUGUCUUUGGCCAUAUAGGUGAAAUCCAGGCAUCCUGUCCAUCCUUACAUGUGCAAGGGUUACUUUAUAACAAAGUCAUCUUGAGUAGGGAUAGUAUGAAAUGCUGCUGGUGGGCUGGUGAAUCCAAAGGGAUAUGGCUUCAGUGCUUGUUGGGAGCCCUUUGGCUCCAAAUAUCUGACUCUCUUGAGGGAGAGACAAGCAGGUCCUAUAAGUGGGUGUUUUCUUUGUAUUAACUUCUUUCCUUUAUGAUAUCUUGUGUCCUGUUUUAAAAAUUAAAUGAUGGGGAACCAGAUUAGGGCCUGUGUCAGCAUCCCAGGGAGGUUCAUCUGGCUCCAGUUAAAUGGAUUCUGGGGUUGGGGGAGCGUUUGAAGUUUGAAAUAGACCCUCGGGUGGGGUUUAGUUUUAUUUUUACCACUGGGCGCCAUAGAAGAUGCACAGGGUGGUGGUAUGAUUUAAACCUGCAACAAGCAGGCAUGUUGAAGAGUUGAGUGAUCACACUGGAGAUAAAGGGUGGACGUGGGUUCACUGGGCAAGGGCUUGGGUCCAUUGGAGUAAAGAUAACCAGAUUGGUUGAAUUGGCCAUGGGAGAUUAAGUCACAGUCUUAAAAGCAAAGCAAAUAGGGCAGAGGCCAAGUUUUAGGGAGACUUCUUGGCCUCCUAGGGCUAAGUUUACUAAACCACACUGAAGCUACAAUACUUUCCAGAUGGGAAAAAGUGUACACUACAGUUGAAGAGCUGAAUCGCGUUAGGUUGGAUGUUGACCAGGAACCUGUUAGCCCUUUGCCGGGAAGCCUUCACCCUCCAGCAUCCCUGGGAGAGGGAAGGCCUCCCACAUUAUGCAAUAAUAAAAUAAGCAUCUGGGUCCUUGCAGCUGUCAGUUGCUCUUUCAACUCUAGGAUCCAUCUUUGGGCCAGAAUCCUGGUCUGGGCCUAGGAUGACACUGGCCCUUGAGAUGCUAGAGUUGACUGCACUCUCUCCUUACCUGCAGACUAUGCACAGUGCCUGGGGCGGAAGGAGGAGAGGUGGUGCGGUUUACCCUGCUGAGCCUCCCCAGCAGGAACAGUAGUAAUAAAUGCACUUUUCACACUAAGGUUUCUUUAUUCGUUCUCCUGUUAAGCCUAGAUCCUCCCCUGGUAGACUGCAAAUUCAAAGUCUGUGUGAUCCCCCAAGCCAUUCUGCUGCAAAUGCUCAGCAGUGAAGAUGGCCUCAAACUGGGUUCCUGUCUACAGUGUGUGUGGCGGCAGCCCAUGUGCCUUUACCUAUUGUCAAACUUUCAAGCAUUUAUUUCUGUCUUUAUGACUGUCAUGGGGACUGAGGUUCUUCAGAGAGAGAGAGCGCGCGAGUGUGAGCAAGCUGAUGACACAGUGGUUUUACACCCACUCCCCAGACAGGGAGUAUGCACAUGGUUGUGAGCUGUGAGUGGUUAGUGCAUUGCUGAUGUUGCUGAAGGCAGGGUUCAUCCCUCAUUGCGUGACACUCGCAUUCAAGAGAAGCUUGUGUCGGGGAAGAGACUCGUGGCAAACUUGAAGUAUUAAAAAUAAGGCUGUCCCCCUACAACCUUCCUAGUCACACACAGGAUCCCUGUAGCCAAAACAGUAUAUGUUCCAGCUGCAGAGAGCAGACUGCUCUCAGCUUGCACAGCACCUUAGGGGAGGGAAGAAUAUAUGGAUAGGGAAUGGGGUGGAGAAAGGAUGGAAAUGUUGUCAUCCAGGUGGCUUUAGGGUCCUCAGGAGUAGUAGAGAAGGACGGCACUGGGGAGGUCUGAUGGAUGGAUCUGAUUUGUGUAGGAGUUCCCUGUAGAUAAAUUACUGAUCCCCCAACUACUAUCCCCAGUAUGUAAUGGCUAAAUUAAUAUGUAAUCAACUGCAUUGUAUCUAAAGCCUUAGAACUAGUCAGGUGCUCCCCCCACCCGAUACCAUUUCUUACCCUCUAAUCCUACCUGAUCUUUAACAAAGCAUUAAUAAUUCUAAGGAUAAUCUCUAUUUUGUUGUGCUUUUUUGUAACUGUUUUAAAUAAAUCAAUUUGUACUGUAUAUUUGUACUUUUGUGAGAUCCUUUUUGCUGUUUUACCAUUUUAAGUCUCUGUACUUGGCUACACACAGAUUGUAUUUUUAUUGUUAAUGCUCUUCUUAUGGAUACCUGCAUUUAACUUGUGGACUAUGUA
Molecule: messenger RNA, 8159 nt
Organism: Mesoplodon densirostris (Blainville's beaked whale)
Lineage: Eukaryota; Metazoa; Chordata; Mammalia; Artiodactyla; Ziphiidae
Gene: ATXN1L
Product: ataxin 1 like
Exons: 3
Coding region: 290-2356 (688 amino acids)
Biological process (GO): regulation of DNA-templated transcription; anatomical structure development
Cellular component (GO): nucleus
Molecular function (GO): RNA binding; protein binding
Source: RefSeq, a predicted model, not a curated record